AUGGAGGCAGUUAUUUCUGAUUUUCGCGACCUACUUCAAGUCAAUCAGAAAGAAAGGGUGGAAGAUGUUUUGAACUGUGAUGAGCGUUCGUCAGUGGACGGUAUCGAAAGUGAAAUAAAUUUUCGAGCUUUUAUGUGUCCUACAGCGGAUCCUUUCAGGAAAUCGAACUCUUCGUCUUCUUCCUAUGGCAUUCUAAUGGAACUCUUGGAACAGGGUAACCUGAUAAAAGAGGCCGUCAGAAGGUUGAAAACGUCACCUGGCCGAAACAAGCAGUUGAAACGGCUAGAUCGAUGCAGGUGAAAAUGCUCUCAAGUCCUUUGGAUUGUUGUAGAGUUGAUAUAUUGCGAAACAUGUGAUUACUGGGAACGUUUUAACAAGAAUAAACCACAUAGGGAACUCGUUGAAUUUCUCGGAAAACCACUGCUUUGCGGUUGCAGAGAGUCUUUGUUUACACUUCGUUGUGAUGUUAGACGAACGAUUUUACGAUGAUAGACUUUGA
This is a messenger RNA of Porites evermanni, 499 nucleotides long. The record is from the annotation of a GenBank genome assembly. Lineage: Eukaryota; Metazoa; Cnidaria; Anthozoa; Scleractinia; Poritidae.